CAUAUAUAAAUAAAUGACAUUUUUAUAUUCAGCACAACACAUUUACACCAAAUUUGUUUCGACUAGUUCAACUAUGUUUGCCUUGAUACUCGUUCUCGUCGGUGUUGCUUCGGUUUCAGGAACAUCAUGGUCUGUUCCGAGAGAAUGCUAUCCAGUGUUUAGUUGUUCUUACAGAUUUCUGGAUAUUCGAAACUUCUUCUAUGCUGGCGAUAUUUUAAAAGAUGUCAGCGAAGAAACAGUUGAAGAGCUAUGCCACCAUUUGAAGUCCAAAUCGGUGUGUAAGGAGGCGGAAAAGUGUAAGGAGAUGGAUUUUGUUACUAAAAUGAUGGCUGAAAUAGAAAGAGCUGUUUGUGUUGAGUAUAAAAAAGACAUUCAAGGUUUAACAACAUGCUACAAUGCACCAGAGUUCAGAUCUAGAUUCGCGGAAUGUGUCCGAGAUUCUUUUACAAGCUAUAAUCCAAAUACGUGUGGGUUUGUAAACGGCCUGAAAAUCUGUGCUUCGAUGUUCAAACAGUGUGGAGAAAAGCAACACGCAUCUGCUAUCGACAAUAUGCUCACCGAAUAUGGUACAACUCUAUGCGAGCAUCACAAAUUCAAUAUUGGAGCUCCUUAAUUCUAGCUCAAUAUUGAAUCUAAGAUGAUUUUUGAUCUACCAAAAAUAAAA
Molecule: messenger RNA, 664 nt
Organism: Mytilus trossulus (common blue mussel)
Lineage: Eukaryota; Metazoa; Mollusca; Bivalvia; Mytilida; Mytilidae
Exons: 5
Coding region: 14-613 (199 amino acids)
Source: RefSeq, a predicted model, not a curated record